AUGCCGUCGUCCGUGCAGAUCCUGACCGGCUCAUGCUUUUUUGUUCCGUGCACAUUCACCGUACACCCGUAUUAUGACUACUACCUGGACAACACCUGUGCAGUCAUUUGGAAGUCCUUAGACACAAAUAUGGAAGUGUUCCACUCCAAGGUGACGGAGGAGGUCAAUGCCAAGUUCAACUUACUGCAGGGAAAUGUUGUUGGAAAUCUGCUGGAAAAAAACUGUAGCACCAUCCUGGAACCCAAGUCGUCAGUGCAAGCCGGCUCUUAUUACUUGAGGCUGGAGUGUUACUACCAACUUCGUUACAACUUUAAGAAUACAUUUGUUAGAUGGGACUUUCAAGACUCAGUGCCAAAACCCACUAUCGAACCUACAACGGUGGAGGUUGAGGAGGGUACCACGGUGGCCUUAAAGUGUCAAGCGCCAAUUUUUUGCCCGACGUCACCCCCGCUGUUGACAUGGGCGCCAGAGUUAGGCACUGUAAAGGAGGAAGUGGAAGCAAACGUCACAGCGGUCAUGACUUUUGACACCACUUAUCUGCACGACAAUGUUGAUGUGACUUGCAGCGCCGUCUACAGGAGGCAAGAGGGAUAUUCUGAGCUUUCCACGGAACAGGCGUUGACGCUUCGGGUUAAAUAUGCUCCUAAGGACACGUCAGUUUCGGCAUCGCCACCCGGCUCUUUGCCCGACGGCAGCGCCGUCACUUUAAAGUGCAACGGUGUGGCCAACCCGCCGAUCACUGACGUCAGCUGGUACCGCGUGAACGAUAACGGUGCGACACUGGUGGGUUCGGGCCAAGAGAUCACCUUUAAUGUCACCAAGCUCUCAGGGGACAGCUAUUAUUGUGAAAACCACAACAUCCGCGGAGCACAGUCUGCCGAGCCCCUCACCAUCGAUGUCACAUUCGCCCCCGAGUUCCUGAGUUCUUCCGACUGCCAAGCCAUGUCGAACGGCAUUCAGUGUUCCUGUAUCAGCCAGGCCAACCCGCCGCCUUUGCUGCAGUGGAAACUGUUGGGAGUGUUGGUCGAGAACUCCAACCAGCAUACUGUCACGGAGCAGUCCCUCGACAAGUUCACUCGCAAAACCGUCGUCAUCUUUAAGAGCCUGGACAGUGGAACUUCUCUUGUUUGCGCCAGCUACAACCAGUUUGGGCCGGAACUUCUAGCUUUCGACCUGCCUGACUCAGUUUGCGCUCUCGUUGUAGGUGUGACGACUGUGGUGUGUUCUGUUGUGGGAGUGCUGGCUCUGCUGAUAUUGAUUCUCGUGCUUUUGUACAUUUGGAGGAAACCCAAAUUCCACUUCCCAGCGAGGUGGAGACGCGCAAAUAGGAACGCAGGCGAUCUGACCACCAAUAUGAGCAACUUCCCAUGUGGAAAACGUCAGCAUGAGCAAACUGCGGUCCUGCCACUGACCAAGUCCAACGGCAUCAUAUGGGGUAGCAACUUAAAACGCGAACCCGAACCAUAA
Molecule: messenger RNA, 1467 nt
Organism: Nerophis lumbriciformis (worm pipefish)
Lineage: Eukaryota; Metazoa; Chordata; Actinopteri; Syngnathiformes; Syngnathidae
Source: RefSeq, a predicted model, not a curated record